Messenger RNA from Neofelis nebulosa (Clouded leopard), 4029 nucleotides. RefSeq names its product fibronectin type III and SPRY domain containing 2 (gene FSD2). The coding region runs from base 1105 to 3396 and encodes 763 amino acids. NCBI's taxonomy places the organism in Eukaryota, Metazoa, Chordata, Mammalia, Carnivora, Felidae. The record is from RefSeq and is a predicted model, not a curated record. Gene Ontology annotation, molecular function: protein binding. The transcript has 13 exons.
UAAGCCAAAGUCUUUUUGUUGUUGUUUUGACCGCAGCUCUAUGGCAGAGAGCAGAAGAUGUCUAGCUACCGUAUUCUUUAUAGGCUGUGACUUACUGCUUUCUUUCUCUAAGCUUCCAUUUCAUCAUUUAUAAAAUGACAAUUUAGUGUUAAUGUUCCUUUCUCCCCAAAUUCUAAAUGUCUUGUUAAGAAACUGGAAGAGUCCGGACGCUGAGGAGGAAAGCAAGUGUCAGCUCUGGCUCUGGGGGUGUGUUGCAAACUCCUGCUCUGGUGCAGAGCGCCCAGACCGGUGUGUGUGUGUGUGUGUGUGUGUGUGUGUGUGUGUGUGUGUGUGUGUGUCUAAGGGGGAAAUGCUGGCAUGGAAGAAUUCGUCCCCAUUAAGAUUUAUUCUCAAUGUUUUCCAGUCUUCUUACUUGUGUAAAAGUUCAAUUUGGUGUUUCAUUCUCCAGCUUCUGGUUGACAGAAGUUGUCAGCAUGGCUUAUUGGUAAUACAGAAUUCUGGUUUUCUCCCUUUAGGUAGCACACAGAAACGUGUUAUUUUUAGCCAGCUGAUCCGGGGUCUGUAGGUGAGAUGGUUUAGUGGAAAACUGGGUCUGAUCCAACUCUUUAUCUGCCUGGCAACAUAUCCAGCAUCCAGCCCUGGGGCUGGACACAGAGGAGCCCCAGAUCACCCCUUGUUAAGUGAAAUUGGCCACGGCAAGUCCUUUAUGUUUGCGGAAAGUCAAUUUUGCCGUCCUAAAAUCGGGGAAUUGAAUUAGAUCCUCCCCAAGGAACCCUCCAUCCCUAGAGUCCUAUACCUCUCCCUAGGCCCCUUGGAGGCUCUCGCUGUGAGGACAGGCAGCCUCACAGCCAAGGUCUGUGCCUGGGUAUGAGGCUGUCCUGCGUUCAUGCCUUCUCCUAGCUUUUUAAGGGACAGAAUGAUCCUACUGUGGCUGCAGGUGGCUCCACCAGAUGGCUGACCCUGGUCCUCACCCUUUGUGAGUGACCAGGUGCAGGACUCCUAACCUCGCCCAGGUGAGAGAGGCCGAGGUCCAGAUAAUGAUAAUAGCAGCCACCACCACAAUAAUGACAACAGGUGACCUGUACUGGGGACUUACUUGGAGCCAUGUGCUAUGGACUCAGGACACCCACUAGGAGGCGCGCGCGCGAGGAACUCUGUGGGUGCAGAGGCGCGAUGGACGGGGAGGCUGGGGGGGCGCCCGAGGUGCACAGGUCCCCGGCUCCCAGGGACUUCCACUUCUGUCCCACGGAUCUGUAUGACUCCGAAGGCCGGCUGCGGCUCUUCCCGGAAGAACACAGGCGGACGGGAAGACAAGUGCCCGCCGAAAUGACCAGCGAGCCCGGGGGGGCGGCCCCAGGUAAGGCCCAGAGCGACCUGGAGGAGGAGGUGCAGGAGCUUGCGGAUUUGUACGCGCUUGGAGGUGGUGGCGAGUGGGGCGCGGAGCUCGUGGAUGGAAGCGCGCCGCGCGUGGAGGUCUCGGAACCCCGGCUGCACCUGCCCGCGGCCGGGGCGCAGAGGGACUGGCGGCUGGGCGCCGAGGCCGAGGACCCGGGCUGCUUGGGCUGGGGCGCGGCCGGCCGGGACCUGCGGGAAGCCUACAGGUACGCGCACGGCCGGGCCAGCGAGGAGUACGAGUGCUACGUCAUCCCCGAGGAGGAGGACGAGGACGAAGCCGCCCUGGUCUUCUGUGUCACUUGCAAAGCCCCAGUAAGGGCGUGCGAGGUUUCGGAUGCGCACGGAGAGCAUGAGGUGACCCCCCUCAGCAAGGCCCUGGAAAGCGCCAAGGACGAAAUUCACAAAAACAUGUUCAAACUGGAAAAGCAGAUUAUCGAGAUGGAGAAUUUUGCAAAUCACUUGGAGGAGGUUUUCAUCACCGUGGAGGAGAACUUUGGAAGACAGGAACAAAAUUUUGAGUCACAUUUCAAUGAGAUUUUGGAAACACUUGCUCAAAAAUAUGAAGAAAAAAUACAAGCUCUCGGAGAGAAAAAGAAAGCGAAGUUGGAAGCCUUGUAUGGACAACUGGUCAGCUGUGGGGAAAACCUGGAUACCUGUAAGGAACUCAUGGAAACCAUAGAGGAGAUGUGUCACGAAGAGAAGGUCGACUUCAUAAAGGAUGCUGUGGCUAUGGCUGACAGACUGGGAAAAUUCUUGAAUACAGAAACAGACGUGGAAAUCUCUGCGCAGCCUGACUUUGAAGACCAGACCUUGGACUUCUCUGAUGUGGAGCAGCUAAUGGGCUCCAUUAACACCAUCCCAGCUCCUUCUGCUCCAGUGAUAAACCCACAGGCCCCCAACUCGGCCACGGGCUCCUCUGUCCGCGUGUGCUGGAGUCUGUACUCUGACGACACGGUGGAGAGCUAUCUGCUGUCCUACCGGCCGGUGCAGGACGGCUCGCCUGGGAAGGACCAAGCAGAGUUUACGAUGACUGUCAAAGAAACGUAUUGCUCAGUGAGAAAUCUUGUGCCAAACACCCAGUAUGAAUUUUGGGUCACAGCUCAGAACGGGGCCGGCCGCAGCCCCGCCAGUGAGCGUGCAAUGUACAUGACAGCCCCCUCCCCUCCCGUUAUAAAAAGCAAAGAGAUACGGAGCUGCGAAGAGGCUGCACUGAUUUGCUGGGAGUCUGGGAACCUGAAUCCCGUGGACUCGUACACGGUGGAGCUGACCCAGGCGGAAAGUCCUGAAGCCUCGGGAGUAACUGAGUCGGUCGUGGGCAUCCCGACCCGCGAGGCCUUGGUGCAGCUGCAGCCCAGGCAGCACUAUACCAUCUACGUGCGAGCCCUCAGCGUGGGGGGCCCCAGUGCAAGGAGCGACCCCGUGACCGUCUACACCACAGGCAGCUUCUUCCACCUGAACCAGCACACCUGCCAUCCCGGGCUGACCAUUUCUGAAGAUGGGUUUACGGUCGUGCGGAGCGAAAGGAAAACCCCAGCAAAGGAGCCGCUCCCUGGCAACACCCGGUUUACCAGGUGUGUUGCCGUCAUGGGGAAUCUCAUUCCAACCCGAGGGCGCCAUUACUGGGAGGUGGAGGUGGACGAGAGGUCCCACUACACGGUGGGUGUGGCCUUUGAAGAUGUCCCUAAACAAGAGGACCUGGGAGCAAACUGCCUGUCUUGGUGCAUGAGGCACAGACUUGCAUCAUCACGGCAUAAGUAUGAGUUCCUGCACAACGGGACGACUCCAGAUAUAAGAAUAACUGUCUCCCCGAGGAAGAUCGGCAUUCUGCUAGACUAUGAAAAUUCAAAAUUGUCAUUUUUCAAUGCGGACAUUUCUCAGCAUCUGUACACGUUUAGUUGUCAGCUUCACCAAUUUGUGCAUCCCUGUUUUUCUUUGGAAAAGCCUGGGUGUCUGAAGAUACAUAAUGGCAUUUCAAUGCCAAAGCACGUCACUUUCUACUAGACCAUUCUGAUGCCAGCUCCCUCUCUUCUGUACCCACCCCUCCAAGCCGGCCACCCCUCAGCUGGUUGAACUUGGCGUUCAAGCACAGGUUUCUAGCCCUGCGCACUGCCGCCGGUAUGAUGUUAGGUUAGUCAUUACCAGGCGCGGCUGUAAAAUGAGGGCUCAGACAAAAUGAACUCCAGGCCUUUCAGGUGGUCAAACUGUAUCGGUCUGUUUGUUUAUACGCAGAGUAUCUGAAAGUCCAAGGCCUACAGAGCUUGGGGGCAGGGGCAAGGGAGGGAAGAGAUACAUAAGUACUAGUGGCCGCGGCACACCGGGGACAUCUCGCGAGUCAGCCGGGAACAGACUCCAGAAGGCAAGAGGCUGUCCACAGAGAACCAGGGAAGCCACGCGCCUUCUGUUUUCCGGGGAGUUAAUGGCACUGUGAUUCGGUUUCUGGCACUGAGCACGCUGUCACACCUGUUCCCCUCGUUCACAGAACUCACCCCACUCAAACUUUGAAAUGACCUCUACCGUGCGCUCUUCCAUGAAGGCAGGGACAGUGUCUGUCUUGUUCAUCAUUCGGUCCCUAAGGACUAACAUGUAACAAACGGUACACACCAAAUACUGAAUAAAUUAGUAUCUUCCUCAUCC